GGAAGCCGUUUCUUUUUCACAUGGCAUUGGAGGAAUCGCUGAGUGUAUAUAAGGGGUAUAUCCCAAGCCAAUCGUCAGUAUUUUACACCGUCAAGUGAGAUAUUCCGCCAAUAUGAGAACCGCCUGUGUCACCCUUUUUGUUGUCGUCGUCGCCCUGGGCCUCAGCGCCUGUCUUGGGCAGGAGUGGGAUGAUGUUUACGAUGACGAUAACUACUAUGGUGUUCCACAGUAUUCGAGUGGCGGAUAUGCGACGAGUUACCCUCAGUAUGGUGGAAUGACGUACGGAAAUGGAUACGGACAGGGUUACGGACACGGAAAGGGAUACGGAAAGGGAUACGGAAAGGGCUACGGAAGGGUUGAGAGCACUGUUAUCCGUGCCCCUUACGCAGCGCCUAUGCCAAUGUAUAUGCCACCCCCACCUGUAAUGCCCGUGGGAGGAUUCGGAGGAUUCGGAGGAGACGAUGGCAUUUUCGGUCAAAACAACGGUUUGAUCUUAAUGCUUUUGCUUCUGCCAUUACUGCUCAGCAACUCCAACGGAGGACUGCUCGGUUAAUUGGUUUAUCCACCAUGUUAUUUAUAUCUCUGCAACUACUAGAUAUAUAUCGCGCAAUAUCAUGUUAUGUUUGGUUCAUCUGUGGAAAUCCGACUGUUCAUUGUUAUAUUUAAAUAUUAUUGUUGAUGCCGCUCAUCGUUCAUUAAUAAAAACAUGUAC
Molecule: messenger RNA, 712 nt
Organism: Mizuhopecten yessoensis (Yesso scallop)
Lineage: Eukaryota; Metazoa; Mollusca; Bivalvia; Pectinida; Pectinidae
Product: sulfur globule protein CV1-like
Exons: 4
Coding region: 113-553 (146 amino acids)
Source: RefSeq, a predicted model, not a curated record